Alternaria viburni is the source of this 909-nucleotide messenger RNA. RefSeq lists its product as uncharacterized. The transcript has 6 exons. The record is from RefSeq and is a predicted model, not a curated record. Bases 1 to 909 code for a protein of 302 amino acids. NCBI's taxonomy places the organism in Eukaryota, Fungi, Ascomycota, Dothideomycetes, Pleosporales, Pleosporaceae.
AUGUCUGGCUUCUUCAACGCAAUUGGCCUUGUCAGCGGUGCUUUGACAAUCGUAUCCUUUACCGAAUCCCAACUACCCGACAAUAAGCCCCAGGGUCCAAGCAUCAGGAUUAAAGCCGGCCUUCACGGAGUGGGCGAAGAGUCUGAAAGUCUGGGUGGCUCGAUCGCCGCAGUGUACGCGUGGGGCGAAGGCAAUCGCUUCAGCGGGCAGGCAGGCGGUUGUGGGAUUGAUCCUGGCAGCUUCUGCGAUGUGACCGUAGACCAAGGCUCGGGUCGGCGAGCGGAGUACAUUGGCGUGUCCAACAACGAUGAUGCCACUUGCAUCGCCUGGAUCAGCGUCAACCAAGCUGACGAUACGGAUGGAGGGGCUUGGACUGGCGACAUUGGCCGCCACUGUGGCGGGAGGUGCUCAAAGCCAUACGUCCCCGCGUGUACUUGGCUCGACAAAGACGAAACAAACGAUAUCGUGAACGCAGCACUCAAGUUCACUACCAAUGCGUAUGCUAGCAGUGUCCAGGAGGUCGCUGACGAGGAGAAAACAUGCGAUUCGACCAUCUAUGGAGGAGACAGUGGACCAAUUGCAGCGCAACCCGCCAAACGAAGCAUCCCUGAACGCCCUACAUGGAUGCACGAGUACCUCAUCGUCUCCAACUGGACCAGCCAAACUGCCGCGGACCUCUGCAACUCUGCCACAUCCUGGGGCCCCGACUUCAUUGGAUCCGACCAUCAGUUCUGCGACAUGAGCACAAAGACUCUUACUCCGCUUUGUUCACCCGAGACCGUCGGUAGCUCGGGCUGCGUUGAUGUUGACGAGGACGCCGUCAGUGUGGUGAAGCGCACCAGCGUUGCAAGGCGGGCCGCGACGGUUUUGCACAAGUCUUACAAGAAGAUUGAGAAGUGGGGAGUCUAA